AUGGCCCCUGUCCUUUGCGCCAACUGCAAGAUAGAGCGUGCUCUUGUGAAGCGACCCAAGAACCACCAGAAGCUCUGCAAAGCCUGCUUCAUAUCAGUUUUUGAAGAAGAGGUACACCACACGAUAGUGUCCUCCGCUCUCUUCGCUCCCGGUGAAAAGGUUGCCAUUGGCGCAUCUGGCGGCAAGGACUCGACAGUACUGGCAAGCGUGCUUAAGACCCUAAACGAACGAUAUAGCUAUGGCUUGGAGCUUGUGCUUCUCAGUAUCGACGAAGGAAUCAAAGGCUACAGAGACGAUUCACUGGAGACGGUGAAGAGGAAUGCUGUCCAGUACGACAUGCCGCUGACCGUCGUAGGCUACGACCAGCUGUAUGGUUGGACGAUGGAUCAGGUUGUCGAAACCAUCGGCAAGAAAGGAAACUGCACGUAUUGUGGAGUCUUCCGCCGACAGGCGCUGGAUCGCGGCGCCAAGAUGCUGGGCAUCAAACAUCUUGUUACCGGUCACAAUGCCGACGACGUUGCUGAGACCAUUCUCAUGAACCUCUUGAGAGGUGAUUUACCUCGCCUUGGUCGGAGCACUAGCAUCACCACUGGCGACGAUUCCAGUGACGUCAAACGCAGCAAGCCGCUGAAAUAUUCGUACGAGAAGGAAAUAGUGUUGUAUGCUCAUCAUCAAAAACUCGACUACUUCAGCACCGAAUGCUUAUACAGUCCUGAAGCCUUUCGAGGCACUGCACGCACCUUGAUCAAGAACCUCGAGCGGGUGCGUCCCAGCGCUAUUUUGGACAUAGUUCGGAGCGGCGAGGACAUGGCGCGACUCGUUGCCGGCGCAUCCAGCAACUCAUGCGCGUGCAAGGGCGACUCUGGUCGGGUUGCCGAGGACGAUUACGCCAGUGGUUGCGGCUCGCAAAAUGACAACGGGUCAAAGGGGGAGAUCGCUCGGCUGGACGCUCAAUUGAGCCAGACUACAGGCGACGCAGACCUGGUAACAGACUACACGACAGCGGUAGCCGGAAAGACGAAACCCCACGCAGACAUAGUUGUUGGACAGCCGAAGCCCUCAACGCAGCAAGCGGCGACGAACGGUCCCCUUCAGAAACUGGGCAGUUGCGAGAGAUGCGGUUACAUGUCAAGUCAGGCUGUCUGCCAGGCCUGCCUCCUGGUAGACGGGCUCAAUAAGAAUAAGCCAGAGAUCCGCAUAUAA
Molecule: messenger RNA, 1203 nt
Organism: Colletotrichum siamense
Lineage: Eukaryota; Fungi; Ascomycota; Sordariomycetes; Glomerellales; Glomerellaceae
Gene: ncs6
Product: Cytoplasmic tRNA 2-thiolation protein 1
Exons: 1
Coding region: 1-1203 (400 amino acids)
Biological process (GO): tRNA wobble position uridine thiolation
Cellular component (GO): mitochondrion; cytosolic tRNA wobble base thiouridylase complex
Molecular function (GO): tRNA binding
Source: RefSeq, a predicted model, not a curated record